Molecule: messenger RNA, 1629 nt
Organism: Nerophis lumbriciformis (worm pipefish)
Lineage: Eukaryota; Metazoa; Chordata; Actinopteri; Syngnathiformes; Syngnathidae
Source: RefSeq, a predicted model, not a curated record
AUGACCGUGUCAGAGAUGUCGUGGCGCUCGUCCUUCCACUGCUCCAAGUUCCGUCACGUAUUCGGGAAAACAUCCAGCAGGGAGCAGAGUUACGACAGCGUUCCUAUCACACGUGGAGUCCAUGACAAUCACUACUGCUCUGUUAAUCCUUGUUUCAUCGCCAUGGUGACCGAGUGCACCGGGGGCGGGUCCUUCCUGGUGCUGCCCAUCCAUCACACAGGCAGAGUUGACCCCCAGCACCCGAGGGUGUGUGGUCACAAGGCUCAGGUUCUUGACGUCAAGUGGAACCCGUUCAACGACAGCUGCAUUGCCUCGUGUUCUGAGGACUGCACGGUAAAGAUCUGGGACAUUCCACUCAAUGGCAUCCAACGGAACCUCACACAGGCUCGGAAGAGUCUGAUUGGUCACUCCCGGAGGGUGGGGCUCAUCGAGUGGCAUCCAACUGCCGAGAACCUUCUGCUAAGUGCGGCCUACGACUACAAGGUCCUCCUCUGGGAUGUGUCGCAGGAUGGGCCGGUGCUCAGGCGCCCCGUGCGUGUGGUCAUGGCGCCCAUCCGCCACCGCUUCCCGUCAGAGAUGUUGCUGCUCUCCGUCAGUUUCAACCAGGAAGGAAACCGGCUGGCGGUCACAUGUAAAGACAGACGCGUUCGAGUGCUGGACCCUCGCACUGGAAGGAUCCUCCAGGUCUCCUGCAACAAGUUUCACAGGGCCAACAAGGUUGUGUACAUCGGAGGUUUGAAGAUGCUUCUGAGCACUGGCUACUCGCCCUGGAAUCACAGACAGAUUGUCCUCUGGGACCCCGAUGACUUGUCGGAGCCUCUGUAUGAAGAAGAUCUUGACGGUGCGGCAGGAGUUCUCUUUCCAUUCUAUGAUCCAGACACUGACAUGCUGUAUCUGGCAGGCAAGGGUGACGGGAACAUUAGGUACUAUGAGCUGAGUUUGGAGAAACCUUACAUCAGCUUCCUGACUGAAUUUAGGUCUCCACUUCCCCACAAAGGACUUGCUGUUAUGCCAAAGCGUGGCCUAGAUGUCGGCGCCUGCGAGAUUUUCCGAUUCUAUCGCCUGAUCGCCGUCAAAGGCCUGGUGGAACCGCUGUCCAUGAUCGUGCCGCGCAAGGAGUCAGCGACAUUCCACGAGGACCUCUACCCAAUGACAGCGGCAAAUAGGGCAGCCGUGACAGCUCAGGAGUGGCUGGCAGGAAUUAACAGGGGUCCGGUCCUGAUGUCUCUACAUCCUGGCACUCGCGUGGUCAACCCUUACCCAGACACCCCCGCAGACAAGAGCUUGUACCUCAAGUCCACAGCUACAAAACUGCUUCCCCGUUCAACUACGGGCCUCAAUGAGAAGAACUUCCUGGAGGAGCAGCUAGCCUACCAGGAUGCCAAAUAUCACAGAGAAGCACACAAUCUUUCAGGGUCGGAGCUGUGGAUGUAUGACGUCACGCCCCAUUGCUGCGAGCCUGCCGAGAGGCCGCCGCCCACCACCGAGGAUGAGCUCCGCGAGGCGUUCUACAAACAACAAGAGGAGAUCAGAGGUCUCCGCGAAAUACUCGACCAGAAAGACGCGAGGAUCGCAGAGCUCGAACGAGAAGUCGGACAAAGCGACGACCGCCAAAGUGCGACAUGGUGA